Molecule: messenger RNA, 1282 nt
Organism: Pichia membranifaciens NRRL Y-2026
Lineage: Eukaryota; Fungi; Ascomycota; Pichiomycetes; Pichiales; Pichiaceae
Exons: 1
Coding region: 219-1190 (323 amino acids)
Molecular function (GO): nucleic acid binding
Source: RefSeq, a predicted model, not a curated record
UGUUGCACUGGACUCGGCAGGUUCUUCCAAUGGCUUGCUGCUGCGGUGAACUCUGCUCUGUGCUGCGUGUCUCCCUAACAGACCCAAAACAUCGCUUAGAUCAAUCAGCCACCCAGAGCAAAAGGGCCAGAAAAUGAAAUAAAGUAACACGACGGGGGCGUGGGAAAGAGACACUGGAAGACUGUUUUUUAGGUCGAUGGGCGCGGCUCAGGCGGUGAAUGGUGUUGAAGAUGAACGGGACGAAGACUACAACGGACGACAGAGAACAGUGGAUAAGCGGUGCCGGGAACUUUCUGAGAGCAGCAGAAGGGUCACAGACGAUGCGUGAGAAAAGAGUUGCAGCAAAGAAUGGGAAGCGGCCUUCGUUGGGGCAAAACCCGUUGUUCAGGGCGUUGCACAGCGGCGGAAGAGAAGCCAGGAAGGUGGACCAGCAGCGUGGCCGGGACGAAUACGACGACAGGGAGACGCAGCGGGGGAGGGCGCCGAGGAACGAGCUGCUGCAGCGUCUGGAUGGCGGCAGCCGGUUUGCGAAGAUGACGUUCUCGAAGGGAGCCAGGCUGCACACGGAGGCACCGCCGAAGCAGAACGCGUUGGCUGCGGCCCUCGGAAUGGGUGGCAGAGGAGGCCGCAAAGCCGGCGCUGCGGGGCAGAAGGGCAAGAAGAAGGUUGAUGGUGGCGGAGCAGUUAAACCGCUUCCCCGUGGGCCACGGGGGGCGGCCCCCGGAGGCCGUACGGGUAGUGCUGGCAACGGCGAGGUCCGUGGGGCCACGUUCACGGGCAAGAAAGCGCACGACAUCACGUUCCGGAACGCUUCAUUGCUUCCGUUCCUGCGGAUCGAGAACCUCACGGAGGACGCGUCGGAGUCGGACAUCACGAUGGUGUUGACGGAGCAGCUGGGCACCGUGUUGAAGGUGCUGAACAUGCGCACGACGCACAACAAGGUGCCGUCAGUGACGGUCGAGGCGUUUUUCCUACACGAGGACCAGCUGCAGAGCUACAUGGCGGCGCUGAACGGCGUCACGGCCGACGGACGGGUGCUGAAGGUGUCUAUCGGGUAUCACUCGACGAUCAUCAACUCGGACCAGCUGUGGAACGGGGUGUUGGAGGAGGUGAGGCUGCUGCGGCAACAAGCGAUGCGGCGAGGCCAGAGGCCGCAGAAGCCGCAGAGCCUAGGCGUGCGUGGAACGUGAACGAUAUCCAAGAGGAUGGAAAGAAAAAAAGGCUGGCUUUUGGCGGCUUUCAUAGAUAUAUAUACUAGAUAGAUGUGUACAAAGCUGGAUAA